This is a messenger RNA of Paramecium pentaurelia, 1043 nucleotides long. The record is from the annotation of a GenBank genome assembly. Lineage: Eukaryota; Ciliophora; Oligohymenophorea; Peniculida; Parameciidae.
AUGAUGAGGGGUAAGAUAAAAAUGGAUAUAAUAUUAAAGAAGCUGAAAGAUUAUUACAAGAAGGUAUGAAAAAUUGAACUAUAAAUAGGAGUGGCAUUACAUAAUUUGAAUGAAUAUUAAGAAGCCAUUGAAUGUUACGACAAAGCAAUUUCCAUGAAUCCUAAGUAUGAUAAAGCGUGGUAUAACAAAGGUAAUUAAUUUUUUUACAUUAUUUUUUAGGAUUGGCAUUAAAUAAUUUGAAUAAAUAUUAAGAAGCCUUUGAAUGUUACGACAAAGCAAUUUCCAUAAAUCCUAAGCAUGAUAAAGCACGGAGUAACAAAGGUAAAUUUAGGUUAUGCCUUACACUAAUUAUAGAAAUACUAUGAUGCACUCUCAUGUUACGAUUAAGCUCUAUCUAUUACUAUUAAUCCUCUAAGACUAUAACGUAAAGGUACUAUUAACUUUUAAAUUAUUUAGCUGAUUCACUAUUUGAAUUAGGGAAGAAAUCAGAAGCAAAACAGUUUUAUUUGGCUGCAUUGGAAAAGGAUCAAAUGACAAAAAUUACAUUUAGAAAUAACUAUCAAAGUUAUGAAGCAUUAUUAUCCAAAUUAUGUAAUAAGAUAAAAUAUAUUUUACUAAUCAACUCUCUCCCUUUUUUAUAUUGCAAUAAUUUUCUAAUUUUUGUAACAUAUUAUAAGCUGUCAAAUUUAAGUUUAUAAAAUUUAAUAUAUAUAUCUUUCUGUUUAAGCAGAAAAGAAUAUUUUUGCUUUAUAUAAAAAUUAAUAUAAAAUCAAGCACAUCAUUUUUUCAAAAUCCUAAAGAGUUUAUUAUUUUAAGCUAACUUAAUAAGAUAUAAAAUCUUUUUAAAAAAAAAAAUAAGACUUCAUGCUAUAAAAGAAAAAGAUAAAUUCUUAAUAUUAAGGUUAUAUCAAAGUAAAGAUCAUAUAGUCUAAAAGUAAAAUAGAACUUUUGAUUGCAAAAUAUUAAAUUCUUUAAAUAUAGGCUGCUAAGAUCUGGCAUAUAAGGAAAUAACUAUCUUUGAUAAUUUAUUCUCCUUUAAAUGA